GGCGUCUGGGUUCCACUUCCAGCAACAGCUCCUGCGGAAGUUCCGAGUACUCCGGGGAAGUGAUCCCUCACCAUCCGGGUCUCCCCAAAUCUGACCCAGGGCACUGGUGGGCCAGCUUCUUCUUUGGAAAGGCGACUCAUCCGGUCAUGACAACCGUGUCGGAAUCCCCAGAGAACUCAGGAACUUUUCGGGUGGCAAACGGCGUGAUCACAUGUGGCCUGGCUGAGGAAGUCAUGAGGAAGCGCCAUGCCAGUGAGCCCAGCAAGCCGAACUCCGGACCCUCGGCGUGAGGCGGCUGCGGCCCCCCUCUGGCAGAUGCUUCUGACUUGACGCUAGGAGACAGAGCCCAUUUUCCACUCCCCCCUCCCCGUAGAGUAGGCAGGCUGCUUCGGCUGACUAGAUGUAGGUUUUUAUACAAACGAAAAUGGCAACUUGGGUGGGGCGGGGAAGCACCUUCUACAUCAUCCUUUUCUACUCUUUUUUGGGUCAACGCAGCUACGUCUUUCUUUUCUUCCCACGCAGCCUUUAAUAACUGUUUUGUUUACUUUUUAUUUGCCUAAUGGAAACUUAAUAAAGCCUGAGCAGCCUUUUAAA
Molecule: messenger RNA, 594 nt
Organism: Gekko japonicus
Lineage: Eukaryota; Metazoa; Chordata; Lepidosauria; Squamata; Gekkonidae
Gene: PPDPF
Product: pancreatic progenitor cell differentiation and proliferation factor
Exons: 3
Biological process (GO): cell differentiation; multicellular organism development
Source: RefSeq, a predicted model, not a curated record